This is a messenger RNA of Dendronephthya gigantea, 1789 nucleotides long. RefSeq names its product ZP domain-containing protein-like. The record is from RefSeq and is a predicted model, not a curated record. The transcript is spliced from 5 exons. The coding region runs from base 123 to 1316 and encodes 397 amino acids. NCBI's taxonomy places the organism in Eukaryota, Metazoa, Cnidaria, Anthozoa, Malacalcyonacea, Nephtheidae.
AAAAGGUAUUGGUAAUCUUGACAGACGGGUAUAGUAACACAGGGCAGGUCAGCGGGCCUUCUCGGCAACUGAAGAACUAUGGGGUUGUAAUAUUCAGUGUGGGGAUUGGACAGAGUUUAUCCAUGCGCGAACUGAGAGAAAUGGCAUCAGAUCCAGUGGAUCAACAUGUUAUCACUUUGAACAGUUUUUCCCAACUAGAAAGUCUUGCAGGAAAGAUGUCUUCACAGACAUGCAACGCAUCUCAUUUCCAAGUGUUUUGUGACAAAGACUACAUGACAGCUGUAUUUGAUCGCGGAGAUCUUCCAAAAAAUGUCAACAUCGACAAUCUGUAUCUUCGAAGUCGAAGUCGAUAUUGUAAAGCCAGCUCGAACUCAACUCAUGUCAUUGUAAAAACUCAGCUUACUGGUUGUGGAACAGUGUUCACAAAAGACGAUCAAACCCUCUAUUUUAGCAACGCUCUUUCUGAGGUGGAACAGAGUUAUAGUGGUUCUGGUGUUAUCACAAGAAAUUAUCUCUUCAAAGCCAACAUGACGUGUUCAUAUCCUCGAAAACGUACUGUUGGAUCUUUCAGUUUUGCCCCAGCAAAAGAAAGAACGCUUGUUGUUCUAAGUGGAAAAGGCAAUUUCUCUUUGUCAAUGGAUGUUUUCACGAGUUGGAAUUAUCGUGAUUCGUAUACUUCACAAGACUAUCCAGUUCUCAAAUCAUUGUCAGAUAAUCUUUAUAUUCAAUAUUCUGUAAACACGAGCAACUCAGAUCUUGUCGUGCGCGCAGAGACGUGUAGAGCUACACCUACGAACAGACCUUAUGAUACUCCACAGUAUGUCUUCAUUGAUGACGGCUGUGAUAAAGAUGAGACAAUCCGCCAUUAUUCAUACGGGAUGAGUUCUGUACAACGUUUCAGUAUCCAGGCUUUUCGCUUUCUGUCACAACAUCGGUUCGUCUACCUCCACUGCGAUCUUGUUGUCUGUUACAGAUAUGAUUCUAACUCUACCUGCUCCCGAAGUACUUCAUGUCCGCGACGAGUUCGUCGCGAUGCUGCCGAUAAACCAUCAGAUGAUGCAUCGAGAAAGUAUGCGCUGUCAUUUGGACCAUUGAUGCAUCGAAAGAAAUCAACUGACAAGAGCCAAAAGGGUCAAUCUGGUGUGAGCGCUACAUUGAUUGGUUCCGUAGUUGGGUUUGGGUGUCUCAGUCUGGUUCUUAUUGGUGCUUUGUUCUUUAUGAUUAAACGAUCUCGUCGCCGUGCAUCCACUGAUCAACCGCAGACUGGGGCCGAGAACAAGAAACCUAUGGCAAUGCAGAAUUUGGGUUUUUCUUAAUUUCUGUUUUCUUUUUAAACUGUUUGUAUACGAGCUUAACAUAAUUUGUAGAGUGUAGCAUUUAAAUCAACUUGUUUUGUCUUCCAAAUGAUCAAACGUGUCUAAAUCCAUAUUAUUGAUUCAUUUAGUAGUAUGAUAUGAGGGAAAAUGUGUUGCUUUCUUCAGGAAAGUUCAAAUUGGAAAGAAUUGGUAAAAUAUAUUUUCUUGCCAGUCAUUUUCAGCGAGGCUAUUUCCUCACGUAGAAUGCAAACGUAUCUAUAUUUGAUUAACUAUUUUUUAUUAUAUCAUGAUUGAAUGUUGGGAAAUAGUAAAAUAAAGUAUCGUUAUGGGGUAUAUGUGGUAGCUUGAUUCAUUUAAUCAGUGGCGGAUUCAGGGUAAUUCAGAAUAAAUUACACGGACUAAUUUCCAAUUCAAAACACCUGAAUAAUAAUAACAUUAAUUAUUGGUUAUUGUUUUCUAAAGACUAAAGAAAA